AUGAUUGGUAAAGAUAGCGGUGUUUUGAAGGCAUGGGAGGCAACAAUGAGAAAGACGCAUGCGGUUGCCAAGAAGCGUGCAAAUAGCAUAUUUGGGACGAUAACUCUAGCACAUGUAGAAGAGGAAGAGAACAACCUCAACUACGAUGAUGAUGAUAACGAUGAAAAUGGAAAUGAGAUAUAUGACUUAUACAUUGAAGAGAAGGUGUUGCCAAAUGGUGAUUACUAUACGGGGCAAUGGGCAAAUAACUUUCCACAUGGGAUGGGGAAAUACCUAUGGGUCGAUGGGUGCAUGUAUGUUGGAGAAUGGUUCAAAGGAAAAACUAAGGGAAAGGGUAGGUUUAGUUGGCCUUCAGGGGCUACUUAUGAAGGGGAUUUCAAGAGUGGUUUCAUGGAUGGGACCGGCACGUACACAGGGUGUAAUGGGGAGACUUAUAAGGGGCAAUGGGUGAUGAAUUCGAAACAAGGUCAUGGUUUGAAGAGUUAUGUGAAUGGAGAUUGGUAUGAUGGGGAGUGGAAAAGGGAUUUGCAAGAUGGGCAAGGGAGGUAUGAGUGGAAGGAUGAGAGUCAUUAUGUUGGAGAAUGGAGGAAUGGGACUAUUUGGGGUAAAGGGUCUUUUGUUUGGGCUAAUGGGAAAAUGUAUGAAGGGUUUUGGGAAGAUGGUUUGCCAAAAGGAAGUGGAACUUUCAAAUGGCCCGAUGGAAGUUUCUAUGAGGGGAAUUUUAGCAAAGAUGGUAAGGAUCAAAGUGGAACUUACCAUCCAUCUGAGUCAUCAGAGGAGGGGAAUUGUGAGUGGGAUCCUCAAGAGUUGUACAACGAGUUAAGUGGGUAUGUGGUUUGUCCUGGGGAGAAAGUUCAGGUUAUGCCAUCACAAAAGAGGCUUGCAGUUUGGAGGUCUACAAAGGGAGGGGAUAGUAAUAAGCCUAGGAGAAUGUCAGUGGAUGGGAGGGUGAGUGUUGCCGUGGAGAGGCCUAGUGAUAGAUUUCAUUUAUGGGAUUGUGGGGAGGGUGAUGUUAGUGGUGCUAGAACUCCUACAAUGGGGACUGAUCUAGAUGAUUGUUUGACGGGUUCACGUGUAGAUGAUCCAAAUGAAAUCCUAUCUCAACUCCAACCUCUGAAAGCACCAAAGAAAUCAAAGAGGCAGGGAGAGAUCAUAUGCAAAGGGCACAAAAAUUAUGAGCUCAUGCUUAAUUUGCAACUGGGAAUCAGGCAUUCGGUUGCAAGGCCUGCUCCCACAGCAUCACUUGAUCUUAAGCCUUCAGCUUUUGAUCCCAAGGAGAAAGUGUGGACAAGAUUUCCACCUGAAGGAUCUAAAUACACCCCACCACAUCCAUCGUGUGACUUCAAGUGGAAGGACUAUUGCCCGGUAGUUUUUAGAACACUUAGGAAGCUAUUCAAGGUGGAUCCAGCAGAUUAUAUGUUAUCCCUAUGUGGAAAUGAAGCCCUCCGUGAACUUUGCUCUCCUGGAAAAAGUGGAAGCUUCUUUUACUUGACCAAUGACGAUCGUUACAUGAUUAAGACAAUGAAGAAAGCCGAAGUGAAAGUUCUCUUGAGAAUGCUUCCAUCCUAUUACAAUCAUUUUAGAGACCAUGAAAAUACUCUAGUGACAAAGUAUUAUGGCCUGCAUUGUGUAAAGUUAAAUGGACCUAUUCAGAGGAAGGUUCGAUUUAUCAUAAUGGGCAAUCUCUUCUGUUCUGGGUAUAUCACCCAUAGACGCUAUGAUUUGAAGGGUUCUUCGCUUGGCCGCACCUCAGAUAAACCCGAGACAGAAAUUAGUGAAACUACCAUCCUUAAAGAUCUUGAUCUUAAUUUUAUAUUUCGACUGGAAAAGUCUUGGUUUCAAGAUUUUUGCAGACAAGUUGAUAAGGACUGUGAGCUUCUGGAACAGGAGGGAAUCAUGGACUAUAGUUUGCUGUUGGGAAUUUAUUUCAAGAAUAUAUCACCAGAUGGAGAUAUUAUUCCUUCACAAUCUCGGACUCCUACUGGAAAUGAACUCACUCCCCAAACUUCAAGUGAAGACACAGAUCAACUUCCUUUUGAUCCCUCCAGUAUCGUCCUGGGUAAAAAUAUGCCAGCAAAGAUUGAAAGGACAGUUAGAAGAGGUGACCUCGAAUUACAGCUUGUAGGAGACCCAAUUGGAGAGUUCUAUGAUGUCGUGUUGACUUUUGGCAUCAUAGACAUACUUCAAGACUAUGACAUUAGCAAGAAGCUUGAGCAUGCUUACAAGUCCAUUCAAUAUGACCCGACCUCAAUAUCAGCUGUUGAUCCUAGACAAUACUCAAGGCGUUUUCGUGAUUUCAUAUUUAGAAUAUUUACUGAAGACUCUUGA
Messenger RNA from Abrus precatorius (Indian licorice), 2328 nucleotides. Its product is annotated as phosphatidylinositol 4-phosphate 5-kinase 5-like. NCBI's taxonomy places the organism in Eukaryota, Viridiplantae, Streptophyta, Magnoliopsida, Fabales, Fabaceae. The record is from RefSeq and is a predicted model, not a curated record. Gene Ontology annotation, biological process: phosphatidylinositol metabolic process. Gene Ontology annotation, molecular function: ATP binding; 1-phosphatidylinositol-4-phosphate 5-kinase activity. The transcript has 8 exons. The coding region runs from base 1 to 2328 and encodes 775 amino acids.